This is a messenger RNA of Mustela lutreola (European mink), 2134 nucleotides long. Its product is annotated as la-related protein 7-like. The record is from RefSeq and is a predicted model, not a curated record. Gene Ontology annotation, biological process: RNA processing. Gene Ontology annotation, cellular component: nucleus. Gene Ontology annotation, molecular function: mRNA binding. NCBI's taxonomy places the organism in Eukaryota, Metazoa, Chordata, Mammalia, Carnivora, Mustelidae.
UGCCGGAGAACGGUGUCGCUCACCCUAUGACGCGGAAAUCAGGACUAUAAGCAUCUGGAGGCAACAAAGGUGAAGCACGGAAUCACCGGCCCCGUAUUUUGGGAAUUGAACCGAGAAUGGAAACUGAAAGAGGAGAUCAGGAGAAAUCAAUGGAAGAAAGUACUGAAAAGAAAAAAGAAGUAGAAAAAAAGAAAAGGUCACGAGUUAAGCAAGUGCUUGCAGAUAUUGCUAAGCAAGUAGACUUCUGGUUUGGAGAUGCCAAUCUUAUUCACAAGGAUAGAUUUCUUCGAGAGCAAAUAGAAAAGUCCAGAGAUGGUUAUGUUGACAUAUCACUCCUCGUGUCUUUCAACAAAAUGAAAAAAUUGACCACAGAUGGAAAGUUGAUAGCCAGAGCACUAAAAAGUUCAUCUGUUGUAGAGCUGGACUUAGAAGGCACCAGAAUAAGGAGAAAAAAGCCACUGGGUGAACGACCAAAGGACGAGGACGAACGGACAGUGUAUGUGGAAUUACUUCCCAAAAAUGUUAAUCACAGCUGGAUUGAAAGAGUAUUUGGGAAAUGUGGCAAUGUUGUUUAUAUAAGCAUGCCACAUUAUAAAUCUACUGGAGAUCCAAAGGGAUUUGCCUUUGUGGAAUUUGAAACAAAAGAACAAGCAGCAAAAGCUAUUGAGUUUCUUAACAACCCACCAGAAGAAGCACCAAGAAAACCGGGUAUAUUUCCUAAGACAGUAAAAAAUAAGCCUAUUCCUGGGCUUAGUGUAUCAGAAGAAAAGAAAAAGAAGAAGAAGAAGAAAGGCUGAAUGAAGAAGGAAGACAAUAUGCAGACCAAAGAGUCAAAUAUGGACACAACUAAGGAGAGUGACAGUAAAAUGAAAAGAUCUAGGACAACGUCUGAGGGAUCAGAAGUAGAAACAACUGAACCUCAAAAGCCGCCCUCAAAAAAAAAAAAGAAAAAACGGGAAAGACAGGAAGUUUCCGGCUUACCUGUAGUCAGAACAGGGAAGAGGAAGAGAAGUAUCUCUGAAGCAGAAUACCCAACUCCCAAACCAAAAGUAAAGAAAACAAAUCAGAAAGACAACAUUAAAAAAGAUACAGAAACUUCCAAAGAGAACAAAGACUUGGAAGUCUCUACUGAAGAGGAGAAGGAUACGGGAGAUGUAAAAGAUGGAUCGCUUUUAAAAGCAAAAAGGAAGCAUAAGAAGAAACAUAAAGAGAGGCACAAAAUGGGAGAAGAGGUUAUACCAUUAAGAGUCCUUUCAAAGAGCGAAUGGAUGGAUUAAAAAGAGUAUUUAGCACUGCAAAAGGCCAGCGUGGCUUCCUUAAAAAAAACAAUAUCCCAGAUAAAGUUGGAGUCAAAAAUGGAAACAAACGGAGUACCUACUACAUCUGAGAUAAAAAAUGAAAAAACAAGUGAAGAAGGUUGUCCUCAGGAAAAGGUUAAUGCAGCAGGACCACAGUUUGUGAGUGGCGUGAUUGUGAAGAUCGUUAGCACUGAGCCUCUACCUGGCAGGAAACAAGUCAGGGAUACAUUGGCAGCAAUCUCAGAAGUUGUUUAUGUUGAUUUGCUGGAAGGGGAUACAGAGUGCCAUGCUAGAUUUAAAACUCCUGAGGAUGCUCAAGCUGUAAUAAACGCAUAUACAGAAAUUAAAAAGAAACACUGCUGGAACCUCGAGAUCCUUUCUGGUGACCAUGAGCAAAGGUCUUGGCAGAAGAUUUUGGUAGAUAGGCAGGCAAAACUUAAUCAGCCUCGUGAAAAGAAAAGAGGCACUGAGAAGUUAAUCACCAAAGCUGAAGAGAUCAGACUUGUGAAGACUCAACAAGAAAGUAAACAUAUUAGGUUUUCUGAAUAUGACUGAGAAACAGUUUUGGAUCACCUCUUGAGAUUUCAUUGGAUACUUGAACUUUUUGUAGUAAAUCCAUUUUAUUUUGGUAGUAAUAAAUAGUGUUUUUCUGAAUCCUAUGUUAAUUAGAAGAAACACCUUUGUUCUUUAACUUAUAAGACUUUUUCUUUGGACAAGUACAUUGUAUACCACAGUUUUUCAUUAAACAUUUUAUUUGCUGAAAUUAUUUAUACAAAUCAACCUCAUAGUGAUUCAGUAAAUAUGUUUUGAACAUUAAUAUUUUUUUUAAGAUUUUA